This is a messenger RNA of Tarenaya hassleriana, 1808 nucleotides long. RefSeq names its product NEDD8-activating enzyme E1 regulatory subunit AXR1-like. The record is from RefSeq and is a predicted model, not a curated record. Gene Ontology annotation, cellular component: cytoplasm. The coding region runs from base 99 to 1670 and encodes 523 amino acids. Lineage: Eukaryota; Viridiplantae; Streptophyta; Magnoliopsida; Brassicales; Cleomaceae. The transcript has 14 exons. Gene Ontology annotation, biological process: protein neddylation. Gene Ontology annotation, molecular function: NEDD8 activating enzyme activity.
UUGACCAAACGCAUUCUUCUUUGGACUCUCUUCUCUCUCUGCGUUGCUGUGAAGCGAUCCAGUGAAAGAGCCAGGAAAAGCUUGAAGAAGAGCAAACAAUGGCGGAGACCAAGACAAAGUACGAUCGUCAACUCAGGAUUUGGGGAGAAUUAGGGCAAACGGCUCUGGAAGAAGCGAGCAUCUGUUUGCUCAAUUGCGGUCCCACUGGCACCGAGGCGUUGAAGAACCUCGUCCUCGGAGGAGUAGGCAGCAUCACCAUUGUUGACGGAUCCAAGGUCGAAAUCGGAGACCUCGGAAACAAUUUCAUGGUGGAUGAGGCAAGUGUUGGACAGUCAAAAUCCAAGUGUGCGUGUGCGUUUCUUCAAGAGCUAAAUGAUGCUGUUAAGGCUAAGUUCAUUGUGGAGCAGCCAGAGACACUGAUACGGACAAGCCCAUCUUUCUUCUCUCAGUUCACCAUCGUCGUGGCCACUCAGCUGGUGGAAGAUUCAGCGGUAAAACUUGAUAGAAUCUGUCGAGAGGCAAAUGUCAUGUUGGUUCUUGCUCGCUCCUAUGGCCUUACCGGUUAUGUUCGGAUUAGUGUAAAGGAGCACGCUGUGGUUGAGUCAAAGCCUGAUCAUUUUCUUGAUGACCUCCGGUUGAAUAAUCCAUGGCCUGAACUCAAGAGGUUUGUUGAGUUGAUUGAUUUAAAUGUACCAGAUCCUGUUAACCAUAAGCACAUACCCUAUGUUGUCAUUCUUGUCAAGGUGGCCGAAGAAUGGGCUCAAAACCAUGGUGGUAACCUUCCCUCGACCCGGGAAGAGAAAAAGGAGUUUAAGGAUUUGGUUAAGUCCAAGAUGAUAUCAAUGGAUGAGGAUAACUACAAAGAAGCUAUCGAAACUUCUUUCAAAGUGUUUGCCCCUCGAGGAAUUAGCCCAGAGAUUCAACAGAUUAUUGAUGAUAGUUUUGCUGAUGUCAGUCCCAACUCCUCAGAUUUUUGGGUAAUGGUAGCGGCUCUGAAGGAGUUUGUUUCAAACGAAGGUGCUGGGGAGGCACCACUUGAAGGCUCCAUACCAGAUAUGACAUCUUCAACAGAGCACUAUAUCAAUUUGCAGAAAAUCUACCAAGCCAAAGCCGAGGCUGAUUGUUUUGUCAUGGAGAAACAGGUUAAAAACAUACUAAAGAAAAUUGGCCGAGAUCCAAAUAGUAUCUCUAAGCCAACAAUCAAGAGCUUCUGCAAGAAUGCAAGAAAACUCAAAGUAUGCAGGUAUCGCAUGAUAGAGGACGAACUCAGAAAUCCUUCAGUGUCUGAGGUGCAAAAGUUUUUGACUGAUGAAGACUACAGCGGUGCAAUGGGAUUCUAUAUUCUUCUUAGAGCUGUUGAUAGAUUCGCAGCCAACUAUAAUAGAUUUCCUGGAGAGUUUGAUGGAGGAAUGGACGAGGACAUAUCUCGGUUGAAAACUACAGCCAUAGGCCUUCUAAGCGACAUUGGUUGUAACGGCUUUAUACUGCCUGAAGAUCUAAUCAAUGAGAUGUGCCGGUUUGGUGCUUCAGAGCUUCAUGCAGUUGCUGCCUUUAUCGGAGGAAUUGCAUCUCAAGAAGUAAUCAAGCUUGUAACCAAGCAGUUUGUCCCAAUGUCGGGGACGUACAUUUUCAACGGCAUCGAUCAAAAGUCUCAGUUGCUGACAUUAUAGGAUUGAGGGAGAGAGCUUCAUUUCAUAUAAUGGUCACACUUGUAUCUCCCAAGUUCACUACCCGAAGAAAAUGGGUGGAUUAUUUCAUUAUAAAAAAAAAAUUAAAAUGGCUUUCCAGAAACAGUGGGCCGCUACUGA